UAGAUACACACAAUCGUCGCACUCCCAGAUUCUUCUCCGGAGCGAUCAGAUUUCACCGACGACGGUUCUUUUGCCUCCUCUUUCAAUCGGAGGACGACAAAGCUUAGAGCAACAGUUAUAUAUCUAUAUAUAGAGAGGUAGAGAGAGAUAGAGAGCUCCUCUCUUCCAGUAUUAGGGUUUUAAAAGCAAGAAGAAUUCACUACUAGAGAACAAAAAAAUGUCGGGUCUCCAUCGAUCAUCAAGUUCAUCGAAGAACAUCGGAAAUUGCCUCCCCUCCAAAGAACUUCUUGAUGAUCUUUGCAGUCGAUUUGUUUUGAAUGUCCCUGAAGAAGAUCAACAGUCAUUCGAGAGAAUUUUGUUUCUGGUGGAGUAUGCUUAUUGGUACUAUGAAGAUAAUGCUGUAGAGAAUGAUCCCAAGCUUAAGUCCCUGUCCUUGAAAGAGUUUACUUCGCUCUUAUUCAACAGCUGUGAUGUGUUGAGACCUUAUGUUACUCACAUUGAUGACAUAUUUAAAGACUUCACUUCUUACAAGUGUCGAGUUCCCGUCACUGGUGCAAUCAUCCUGGAUGAGACAUAUGAAAGGUGCCUGUUGGUGAAGGGAUGGAAAGGAUCGAGCUGGAGCUUUCCCCGCGGGAAGAAGAGCAAGGAUGAAGAAGACCAUGCUUGUGCCAUACGUGAGGUCUUAGAGGAAACUGGAUUUGAUGUCUCAAAGCUACUCAAGAAAGAAGAAUAUAUAGAGUUUGUUUUCAGGCAGCAAAGAGUACGACUAUACAUAGUUGCUGGGGUGAAAGAGGAUACAGUUUUUGCACCACUCACAAAGAAGGAAAUCAGUGAAAUCACAUGGCAUCGGCUUGAUCAUCUUCAGCCAGCAAGUAAUGAGGUGAUAACUCAUGGAGUUUCUGGUCUCAAAUUGUACAUGGUGGCACCAUUUCUUUCGUCGUUGAAGUCAUGGAUAUUAAAGCAUCCUUCACCUGUAGCACGGAGACAUAACAAGCCCCUUAAAGCACUCUGCGUGUGGAAUGCAAGGACUAGUCUUGGAGGGAACGGGACAGCAACAGUGGAAAGCAACAAUAGAAAGCCUGAACUCAGGACAACCACAAUGGAAAGCAACAAUAGAAAGCCUGAACUCAGGACAACAACAAUGGAAAGCCACAAUACAAAGCCUGAACCCAGGAAAACAACAAUGGAAAGCCACAAUACAAAGCCUGAACUCGGGACUGCAACAGUAGAAAGCCACAAUACAAAGCCUGAAGUCGACCAUCCUCAGGACAUAGAACCUGCAGACAGUUUCAUAAACUUCAAGUUCGACAAGUCAAUUAUCUUACAGGCGAUGGAAUAGCUUGACUGGUUCAGUCAGGCAGUCAUAUAUGGGUUGGAUUGGUGUUGGGAGUUAUGAUGCGGUUGGAUUGGUGGGUUUGUCUAUAGCAAAACCGUUGGAUAUGUUCAUACACGCUGGUACCUUUCUAUAUCUUUGCCAUUUGGUUUAUAUCUCUCUCGUUUCUUCUAGAAUGAAAGGGUUGUUGUAAAUGAUGGUUAGUAGGGAAGUGGUGAAUCCUUUUGGAUCAUGGCUUUAGAUGACAAUGGUUGCGACCAGCUAUAAAGGUUAAAAGAGUUU
Molecule: messenger RNA, 1615 nt
Organism: Arabidopsis arenosa
Lineage: Eukaryota; Viridiplantae; Streptophyta; Magnoliopsida; Brassicales; Brassicaceae
Source: the annotation of a GenBank genome assembly